Molecule: messenger RNA, 1477 nt
Organism: Nematostella vectensis (starlet sea anemone)
Lineage: Eukaryota; Metazoa; Cnidaria; Anthozoa; Actiniaria; Edwardsiidae
Product: peptidyl-prolyl cis-trans isomerase D
Exons: 11
Coding region: 107-1270 (387 amino acids)
Biological process (GO): protein folding; protein peptidyl-prolyl isomerization
Molecular function (GO): protein binding; peptidyl-prolyl cis-trans isomerase activity
Source: RefSeq, a predicted model, not a curated record
CCUACGGCCGGCAAUGAGAAUUUGUCAUUAGAUCAUCUCGGUUUGGCGGUGCACGCGAUCGAACGUUUCUUAUUUUUUGCUAAAUUUAGGCAGAGUUCCUUACAAAAUGUCUACACCCGAAGUAGAAGACCCCAAAUCCAAAAAACCUAACCCGAGGUGUUUUUUCGACGUGACAAUUGGCGGAGAGAAAGUGGGGCGAGUCUUAUUUGAGCUGUUUGCUGACAAAGUCCCCAAAACUGCCGAAAACUUCAGAGCAUUAUGUACUGGAGAAAAAGGAAUUGGCCCAAGUACAGGCAAACCAUUACACUACAAAGGAUGUCCUUUCCACAGAAUUAUCAAAGACUUUAUGGUACAGGGUGGGGAUUUCUCCAACAAAAAUGGCACUGGUGGAGAAUCAAUUUAUGGCGAGAAGUUUGCUGAUGAAGAUUUCACUUAUAAGCAUGAUAAACCUGGCUUAUUAUCGAUGGCGAACUCCGGCCCAAAUACCAAUGGGUCUCAGUUCUUUAUAACUACCGUACCCACACCACACCUGGAUGGGCGGCAUGUAGUAUUUGGCAAGGUACUAAAGGGGAUGGAUGUUGUGCGGGAACUUGAGGCUACUCCAGUUGAUGAUAGCAGCCCAAAGAGUCCAUGUAUUAUUGAGGAGUGUGGUGAAUUAGCACCUGGUGAAGAUGAUGGCAUGAGUGUUGACGAUGGCACAGGUGAUGUUUAUCCAAAUUGGCCAAAAGAUGCAGAUAUAGAUUUCUCAAAGGUUGAGCUAGUUGUUGAAGUUGCAGAGAAGCUAAAGGUCAUUGGAAAUGAGCAAUUCAAACAACAGAAGUAUGAGGUUGCAAAAAAGAAAUAUAAAAAAGCUUUGAGAUACCUGGAUGAGUUUAAAAACAGUGACAGUUCUGAUUCUGAUGAUGAAAAAGAAGAGGAGGAUGAGACUAAUAAAAAAGUGGAAGACAAUGCAAAGAAAAUGGCAGCAAUUGCACUCCCAUGCUAUCUUAACAGUGCUGCUUGUAAAUUAAAACUUGCUGAAUACCCCUCGGCUAUUGAAGAUUGUAAUGAGGCCCUGAAGCUUGAUGCUAACAGUGCCAAAGCUCUGUUCAGAAGAGGCCAAGCCAACGAACACAUGAAAGAUUACGAGGAAGCAAUGGUCGAUCUGCAAAAAGCUUCUAAACUUGCCCCUGGCGAUAAAGGUAUUAUAAACGAAAUGUCUAAAGUACGCAAGCUUCAAGAAGCAAAGAAACAGAAGGACAAGGCGAUUUAUUCCAAGCUAUUUUCAUGAUAUCGUUUCUUGCUGCAACACCAAGACUACCAAAUAGGACAUAGAGAAAACCAGCCCAAACGAACAAGAAUGUAGUAAUUAGAAUAGUUAUUAAUUUUUUUCUCAAGACCAAUCACUCUCUAUUGUACAUUAUUUUUAUCUUUCGCAUGGUCUAGUCUCUCUAGUCAAAUCUAGCUCAGAGCUCAAUAAACUACAUCAAGCAAACCA